AUGAAAGCGUCUCAAACCCAGCGCGUGCUGCUGUACGCUAUCCUCCUUCCGCUGGCACUCUUGACGUGCAUCUGGUACCUGCUCACAGUCAUCGGAACAUGUGUGUUGAACCUCUUUCCCUCGAGUGAUAUUCUGACCUCAGUCGAUUCGGGCACUGCAAGCUCCCUGGCGGACUCGGGGCUGGGCCCCAUCGGUGUAGGUUCUGGCGGCGUGGUGCGCGGCGGCUCCGGCGAUCUCCCACUGAACAGCGCGCCCCUGUACACCUCGACCGUGAUCACAAGCUACGGCCCACGCACGAGCUGGGGCGACUACCCGGACACAACCUCGCGCAAGGUGUACACGUAUGUUCCGACCGAGACCGUGACAAGGACGCUGUUCAAUGGCGACAUCAAUUUCUACACCUACGACGGCCUCUCGACUUACUACACGCCCACCACCGUGACGAGAUACGGGUACCAGACCAUCACGGACUGGUACACGACCACAAGCAGAGGGUAUCGGUACGCCGUACGUGCGCUUCCCACCGCUGCGAACGCCCCGGCGCACGAGCCGGCACCCCUCACCGACGACACGGCCACGCCUGCCCCUGCUCCAACUCCAGCUCCGCAAGCGGCCGCGCCUAUCCAGAAACGCGCAGUACCUGAGCGUCAUGACCUCGUGAAGCGUCGCCGUGGCGGUGGCGGCGGCGGCGGUAGCAUCUCGGGCGAAGACGCCGAGGCGGCCUUCAUGUCGUACAUCCCCAACUUCCUGGGCUUGUUCUGGUCCUUCGCCGUCAUACUGUGGCUCCUCAUUCUGCCCUGCACGAGCGGGGCGCCACGCUCGAUUGCAUCCAUGAGCAAGACACUGUUGUGCUUCUGGGUCAUUGGCGCCGCAUCCUCGCUCUGGACCUCGAUCGUAAUCGGCGUCGCGGCCGGGCGCGGAUCGUACGUCUGGGGCUUGUGGGUGUGCAUCCUCGUGUUUGCGUGGCUGCUCACUAUAGCCCUGUUCGGGGCCUGGCUCUGGCUCAGGCUCUGGAGCAGGAAGCACGCAAAGGGGCAGCUGUACCGGUCCAUCGAGAACCUAGAGCAGGACGGAGUGCAGGACAGCCACCACGUCGAUCCCAGCUACAUGGGCAAGGGUGACGGGACGCCCCAGCCACCACAGCUAGCCUACGCCGCCUAUCCUGGCGCUUACCCCACCCCGCCUCCCCCCGGCACAGACCCUAUGCAGACGCACGGUCAGCCCAUCUCGUCCGUCUCUCCCGCCUCGCCAGGCUCGCCGCCCCCCGCUGCACCGGCGGGGUACGUGUAUGCCCUCGUCCCCGUCCCGAACGGGGUGCAGAGCAGUCCCAGCCCUCCGCCGACGACGCCCGCGAUCUACCCGGCCAACAUGUACCAGCCGCAGCCGGUGCACGCUCAGGGACCCCAGGGACCGACUCACCCAUGA
Trichosporon asahii var. asahii CBS 2479 is the source of this 1425-nucleotide messenger RNA. RefSeq lists its product as uncharacterized. Bases 1 to 1425 code for a protein of 474 amino acids. The transcript has a single exon. Lineage: Eukaryota; Fungi; Basidiomycota; Tremellomycetes; Trichosporonales; Trichosporonaceae. The record is from RefSeq and is a predicted model, not a curated record.